AUGAUUAGGUUCUCCAAAAGCGAUUUCAUGGAUUUUGAAUUGCAUCGCAUUCUUUCUGCUGCACCUUUUGAGGGCUCCGAGAUCGCCGAAUUUCUCCAAGGAGCAUCACUGGCAGCUCAGGGGCCAAAGCAAUGGCACCAAGCCUGGAAUAAGGCUGGAGAGCAAGCCGAGGCCAUCGCGUAUGAGGCAGCUCAGCUCGGCGAUGCCGUUUCCGCGCGAAAGGCACAUCUGCGUGCUUGCAACUACUUCCGAGCCAGCCAAUACAUGAUGUUCAGAGAAGAACUGCCACGCAUUCUGCCGAUUUCUGAGCGCAGUGUGCAUAACUUUCGAGCAGCCAUUCCUCUGCUCGAGAACUGCGCCUCUGUAGAGACACUUGCCAUACCGUAUAUGACAGAUGACGGUGCCACUUACAUGCUGCCUGGGUACCUCUACCUACCAGCCAAAUCCAGGCGGCUUGCUGCACAGAACGAAACGCUAGUACGCAAAAGGCAACUCAACGGCUCAAACUUGGACGAGACAAUUCGCAACGUGCCAAUCAUACUGGCAACUUGUGGCGCCGACUCCACGCAGGAGGAGCAUUAUUUUAUGGUAGCCUGCGCCGCCGUCGAGCGCGGUUAUGCUGCUCUCAGCUUCGAGGGUCCGGGCCAAGGCCUUGUUCUCCGUAAGCAUGGGCUGCCGUUUCGACCUGACUGGGAAGUGGUUGUGGGUGCUGUGCUCGACUACCUCUUUGAGCUCGUCAAGACGCAAGACCGGCUUCACUGCCUUGACACCUCGCGAAUCGGCAUCACAGGAGCAAGUAUGGGUGGUUAUCUGGCACUUCGCGGCGCGUCGGACCCAAGAAUAUCUGCUUGUGUUAGCAUUGAUCCUUUCUACAGCCUGUGGGAUUUUGUCAAGGCGCGUAUGCCGGGGGGCCUCAUGGGACUGUGGGAGAGCGGCUGGAUCUCCGACUCGGUACUCAACGGUGUUGCUAGCAUCGGCCGCAUGCUAGGCACAUUCCAGGAUAAGUGGGAGUUGGAAAACUCCAAAUGGAUGUUUGGCAUUGAUAUUCCGUCAGAGAUGUUUCGCAGAGUGAUGCACUUCACUCUUGGGGAGGUGCCACCCCUGGGUCGAGAGCGAAGCCUAGGCGGGGCGUCAGACGAUCAGCAAGGAUUCCUCCAUCGCAUCAAGUGUCCCGUUCUGGUUUCUGGAGCAGGUCAAAGUCUGUACUUCAAAACGCUUGGAGACACUACCAAGCAAAUACAGACCGAACUGGUCAAUGUGCCGGACUCAGACAAGGUAGUGUGGUUUUCUGAGGAACCAGGAGAGGGUGGGAUUCAGGCUAAGAUUGGAGCUUUUGGCUUGGCCCACAUGCGGACUUUUGAAUUCUUGGACAAAAGCUUUGGGAUCCAUCGCCAGGCAUUGUGA
Molecule: messenger RNA, 1404 nt
Organism: Verticillium dahliae VdLs.17
Lineage: Eukaryota; Fungi; Ascomycota; Sordariomycetes; Glomerellales; Plectosphaerellaceae
Product: dipeptidyl aminopeptidase/acylaminoacyl peptidase
Exons: 1
Coding region: 1-1404 (467 amino acids)
Source: RefSeq, a predicted model, not a curated record